CCACUCCAAUAAUCGUGUCUCUAGCCAAGGGAAACUCCCCACCCUGCUGGUCUCUUAGUGCCUUCUCUCUGUCCAAAAGGGAAGAAAGACCAUGGAACCCCUCUGUCAGGCUGGGUCCAUUCUCAUGAAGGUGAAUACCUUACAAGGGAAGAAGAUGGUGGAGAGCGGCCUCCAGUCUGGAGACUUUUCCCUCCCCCAGUCCUGCCUCCUGCCGCUGGCUGACCUGGAGAUCCUGCAGCAGAAGGUGGCCGGCAUGCAACGGGAGCUGGAGGACUUUAAGAAUGAGGCGUUGAAGGCCAUCCAUCACCUGGAAGGUGCCUUCUGCGAGAUGAAUGGGGCUCUGGCACAGCAGGAGGAGCAGGCGGCCCGCGUGAAGCAGCGGCUGAGGGAGGAGGAAGACCGCGGCGUCGUCCGAAAUAAAGUCCUCACCUUCCUGCUGCCCCGGGAGAAGCAACUCCGCGAGCACUGCAAACGGCUGGAGGGCAUGCUGCUGGGCAGGGGCCGAGAGGCGCUGGGCAUCCCCAGGAAGAUCCAGGCCAACUGAGGCCUCCUCGAGCAGAAGCCAAGCUUCUAGCCCAGCCGCCAAGUAGAUUGUUUUUAAUGGAAGGACAAACCCUAAGUCCCUCCGCGUUGGCUUCCCUUUCCCCAUUUCCAUUGCUUUCUUUGUCCCUAAAUAACACUUUGCUUGCUGAGAGGCGAAAAGACCCCAGUAUGUUCUUUGGGUGAAGCUCCACUUAUGUGGCACCAUCAAAGAAGGAGGCACCCCAAUAGUCUUUCAGAUGCCUGUAACUUCCACCUUUAACUGUUUUCCUGUUUGUGGUGGUAAUAGUGCUCAAAUGUAUAACAUGGUUUUUUUUGUCUU
Molecule: messenger RNA, 862 nt
Organism: Equus caballus (horse)
Lineage: Eukaryota; Metazoa; Chordata; Mammalia; Perissodactyla; Equidae
Source: RefSeq, a predicted model, not a curated record